Parathielavia appendiculata is the source of this 498-nucleotide messenger RNA. RefSeq lists its product as uncharacterized. Bases 1 to 498 code for a protein of 165 amino acids. The transcript has 2 exons. Lineage: Eukaryota; Fungi; Ascomycota; Sordariomycetes; Sordariales; Chaetomiaceae. The record is from RefSeq and is a predicted model, not a curated record.
AUGACGCGCAUUUGCUUUGACCACCUUGACGCCGCGAUCCCCGUCUUCGCCACGCCCGAGGCUGCUGCUAUCGCCCGGCGAUGGGGCCAUUUGUCUUGCAUCACCGAGACGUACCACCUCGACCCGGUUGCUACCUCCCCGGUAGGCAGCUGGUUGCCGUCGCUUCUCCCGGGCGGCGGUCUCCCGGACUGGCUGAGCGUGUUCAGCGUGCCGGGCCACCGCGAGCUCAACUUUGCCACGGCCGUUGUCUACUCGCACGAGGACCAGGAAACAGAGAAGACAAUGAAGAAACAUAAGCUGCCUCUCCUCGCCGCACGGCAUCAAGGCAGACGCGGCAGCGCUGCGGGCGCUGCUGGUCAACGUCACGGGCCCAUCAGAGGGCGACAGCGAUUCGAGUGUAAGCGUGCUGGUGGUGAUGGUGGUGGUGGUGAAGAUGAAGGGAGGCGGGAGCCGAACUUUGGCGAGGCGGAAAACGGGGCGUGUUUUGUUCUGCUCUAG